Molecule: messenger RNA, 1753 nt
Organism: Brachypodium distachyon (stiff brome)
Lineage: Eukaryota; Viridiplantae; Streptophyta; Magnoliopsida; Poales; Poaceae
Product: probable protein phosphatase 2C 34
Exons: 4
Coding region: 276-1415 (379 amino acids)
Biological process (GO): protein dephosphorylation
Molecular function (GO): protein serine/threonine phosphatase activity; cation binding
Source: RefSeq, a predicted model, not a curated record
GUAGACUCUCUCUGCCGCUGCCGCUGCCCUUUCCCCCUUCUCCUCCUCCUUCUCGGCUGCCUGCAGCCCACCCCGCACCAACGCGCUUUUCCCCCCGCACCGAGCGCCCCUAGGAUUACUUAACCUAACCCCUUCCCCAACCAAGGCCUCAAUUCCAUUCUCAUUUCCAAUUUCCCUUUCCUUCCCCAGAGCAGCGAGACGACGACGAGAGGACGGAGGAGUGAAGCGCGAGAGAGGAGGAAGAGGGGAAAGGCGUUUUAGAUCUCGUGGUGAGGAUGUUGAGGGCUGUCGCGAGGUGCUGCGGGCACUGGCCGCCGGGUGCGGCGGCGGCGGACGGCAUGCUGUGGCAGACGGAGCUGCGGCCGCACGCGGCGGGGGAGUUCUCCAUGGCGGCCGCGCAGGCCAACCUCAUCAUGGAGGACCAGGCGCAGGUGCUCGCCUCCCCGGCAGCCACGCUCGUCGGCGUCUACGACGGCCACGGCGGGCCCGACGCCUCUCGCUUCCUCCGCUCCAGCCUCUUCCCCCAUGUCCAACGCUUCGCGAAGGAGCAGGGGGGCAUGAGCACGGAGGUGAUCCGGAGGGCGUUCGGCGCGGCGGAGGACGAGUUCCUGCAGCAGGUGAGGCAGGCCUGGCCGAAGCGGCCGCGGAUGGCGGCCGUGGGCUCCUGCUGCCUGCUCGGGGCCAUAUCCGGUGACACGCUGUUCGUGGCGAACCUCGGCGACUCCCGCGCUGUUCUCGGCCGUCGCGUGGUCGGGGGCACUGUGGCCGUCGCCGAGCGGCUCUCUACCGAUCAUAACGUGGCUUCCGAAGAGGUCCGGAUGGAGGUCACCUCACAAAACCCAGACGACGGCCAGAUCGUGGUGCACACCAGAGGGGCGUGGAGAGUGAAGGGGAUAAUUCAGGUAUCCAGAUCCAUUGGGGAUGUCUACUUGAAGAAACAGGAAUAUAGCAUGGACCCCUUAUUCCGGCAAAUCGGCCCUGUUAUUGCGUUGAAGAGACCUGCUCUUAGUGCUGAACCACAAAUUCAGGUUCGCAAGCUGAAACCAACUGACCUGUUUCUGAUAUUUGCAUCAGACGGUCUCUGGGAGCAUCUUAGCGAUGAUGAUGCUGUGCAAAUUGUCUUCAAGAAUCCAAGAACGGGAAUUGCAAACCGAUUAGUACGGGCUGCUUUGAAGGAAGCCACCAAGAAGAGAGAGGUCAGUCUGCAUGAUCUGAAGACGAUAGAGAAAGGAGUGAGGCGCCAUUUCCACGACGACAUCAGCGUCGUCGUGGUCUAUCUUGACCGGCACCGCGGGCGCCGUCACACCAGGGUCGUGGACUCGAGCAGCAACUGCACUAGCGCCCCCGUCGACAUCUACUCCUCCAACUCCGGCAAAUCUGCACAGUCACUGCAAGCUUACCGUGACUCCGGUUAGUAGACCGGAUGGCCAGCAAGCUUUAAACUGUCUCCGGGUGGUAAACGUUAGAGUUGCAGAUCAGCAACGCAAACUGCAACCGCAAGCAUCCCAAAAAAACGCGGAAUGUACAUAAAUAGUGCGGGCGCGUUGGAUUUUGAUGCCGGAGGGGAUAGUUUUUUCUUCUUCUUUUACUUGUGUAAUCGCAGAUUUUUUGUUUGUUCGUCUCUGCUUAACCAGCAGUUAGCCUGUGAAUUAGAGCGGGCAAGUUAAUCUAGCAGUAUGUCAUACUGAAAGCAGGUUCCAAAAUCUGUCAACUUCCUUAUCCCUUUGGAUAGUUUGGUCUCGUACUUGCUAUC